Molecule: messenger RNA, 4524 nt
Organism: Rhineura floridana
Lineage: Eukaryota; Metazoa; Chordata; Lepidosauria; Squamata; Rhineuridae
Gene: PTPN22
Product: protein tyrosine phosphatase non-receptor type 22
Exons: 22
Coding region: 16-2313 (765 amino acids)
Biological process (GO): negative regulation of nucleotide-binding oligomerization domain containing 2 signaling pathway; positive regulation of toll-like receptor 9 signaling pathway; T cell receptor signaling pathway
Cellular component (GO): cytoplasm; nucleus
Molecular function (GO): non-membrane spanning protein tyrosine phosphatase activity
Source: RefSeq, a predicted model, not a curated record
CCUCUAAGUCUUGUGAUGAAAAUGGAUCAAACAGAAAUCAUCAUGCAAAACCUGGAAAGAGCCAAAAGCAGAAAGCUCAACAAAGAGGAGUUCACAAAUGAAUUUUUGAAACUGAAAAGGCAGUCGGCAACCUACAGAGCUGACAAAAUCUACCCAACGGCUACAUCUGAGAGGCCAGAAAAUAUCAGCAAGAACCGGUAUAAGGACAUCUUACCAUAUGACCACAGCAGAGUGAAGCUCUCCCUUAUCACGUCUGAUAAAGAUUCUCAUUACAUCAAUGCCAAUUUUAUCAAGGGUGUGUAUGAGCCAAAGUCUUACAUAGCUACCCAGGGUCCACUUCCCACUACUGUUGUUGAUUUCUGGAGGAUGAUUUGGGAAUAUAAAGUUCUGGUUGUGGUCAUGGCUUGCAUGGAAUUUGAAAUGGGGAAGAAAAAAUGUGAGCGAUACUGGGUAGAUGUGGAUGAGUCUCCACUCCAGAUGGGCCCUUUCUCCAUUUUCUGUGAGGCUGAAGAAAAGAGAAAUGAGUAUAUGAUUCGCACGCUGAAAGUGAAACUGAAUGACAGUGAAAGCCGAACUGUCUACCAUUUUCAUUAUAAAAAUUGGCCAGACCAUGAUGUACCCUCCUCAAUUGACCCUAUUCUUCAGCUCAUAGGGGAGAUACGUUGCUACCAAGCACCCAGUGAUGUACCUAUCUGUGUACACUGCAGUGCGGGCUGUGGAAGAACAGGAGUCAUCUGUGCCAUUGACUACACGUGGACCUUGCUAAAAGAUGGGAUUCUUCCAGUGAACUUCAGCAUUUUUAAUAUGAUUCAGGAAAUGCGCACACAGAGGCCUUUAUUAGUGCAAACUCAGGAGCAAUAUAAGUUGGUCUACGAUGCUGUGAUUGAGCUCUUUAAAAGGCAAAUUGAGGCACUUGCUAAUCUUUCCAAUACCAUUGCCAUGGAGACCGAUGCAAACCAUCCAACAACCAAGAUACUCCAAGCUUCAUAUAUGGAAACUUCUUCUUUGAAACAGCUAAACAAUUCAGUGCAAGAGGAAUGGGAGAAAUCUCAGAGUUCUGGUCAUGACAUAAGGGGCUUGGACACACAUGGCAGAAAUGGUACUUCUCUGGUCAGACAAGCACUUUCAAUUGGAUCCCUGAGCUUCAGCACCAGCAGAAACAUGGAUGCCACAACAGAACCAAACUCUAGGUUGGCAAGAGUGCCACUCCAUAAGCGUCAAAGUUUGGACUUAAACAAUCUCUUUUGGACAGAGCUACCUCUCACUUUAAAAUCAGGAGGUGAAACUGGGAUCAGCUUAGAUCUGAAGGUGCCUCUAUCACGGACCAAAUCAACCCCUUUUGAUUUAGUAUCGCAGAAACCGUCCCAAAUGUUGACAAGAAAGGAUUCUGGCUCUUGUGUGGGACUCCAGUUUGGGGACUUUGCUGUUGACUCUAGCCCUUCAAAUACACUAUCAAGCAACACCAAGCAUUGCAUGCUCAAGCAGUUACACCGUCAUCCUUGUACUUGGUCAUCGGAAGAUCCUUACUUUUCUUCUCUUUCAUCAGAAGAGCCAUGCUCUCCAGCACUUCCCAACUCUGCUGUGAGUCCACCUGAAACAAUUUCCCCAUUUUCUUCUGAUGUGGACUCCACAGCUCAGCCCUUUGGUGGUGCAAGGCCCACCCACCCAUUAUGCAACCCUAUGGCUCACAAUAUCCAACCAGUGAAUGCAGUGGAAUCUACCUGCCGGGUCUCUCCCCAGCUGGAUGAAGACAUUCCUCCUCCAUUGCCUGAAAGAACCCCUGAGUCCUUUAUUGUACCUGGAGAAGAUGUUUCAAACCACCAACCACUGUGCAAGAAUAAGAAAAUUGGAAUCUCUAAGGAGUGGAGCAGCAUGUCGCAGCUGAAAUAUUCCGAUGACUCUGUGAGACUGAGGCCAAGUAAGAAUGUGAAGCUGCAGAGACCCAGAUCAGAGAUUCAUCGGGAUCGGUCUCCUUCCCCUCCCCCGCUUCCUGAAAGAACUCCUGAGUCCUUUAUGCUUGCAGAUGAGGAAUAUCAACCAUCUAUUAUAACCAACAUUGUGAGCUGUGGAGACUCUGGGGUUAAGUCAGCAGACAAGCCAUUAAAGGAAGCAAAAUGCUUCAGGAGGAGUAAGAGCUUGAAGAUUUUACGAAACAUGAAGAACAGUAUUUGCAGUACAUCUUCUUCCUUGCUAUCAAAAGCCCCAGAACCUGAUCAGUCAAAUCACUCCAGCUCUGUUCUGAGGUUUGGCUUCGCAAAUCGAUUUUCAAACCCCAAAGGACCAAGAGAUCCACCACCAAGUUGGAACAUUUAGUAAAACUUCAUGGAUGCCCUUUGUCUCUACUGCAGCCUUGGACCUUCAGUUUGACAACUGAAGUCUGCAACAGGAUCAAAAAGGCUUUUGUGAUAGUGCUACUAGACAGGAUAGUAUAUAUGUGUCAUGCCCCCGCCAGUUGAGUCCUGUUUCAAGUUGUGUCUGGAGCCCCUAGAAACUUAGGAACAGCCCAGAACAACAGCCGAUGAGGAGCCAGAACCCUGCGGUGAGACUGGCAGGGAUUUCUCCCUCAGAAAGGGAGCUUAGCCUCUGAAGCAUAGGCAGAACAACUCCCAAGUGAGCAAUGGUUCCUCAAGAACCAGACUUGAGACCCUCACAGUCAGGAGGAGUGUUCAGUUGCAGAGGAAGACUUCUUGUGAGUAAAGGACUAUUGAGGAGUAUGGCUGUCCUCAUGAGAAGGACUCUCUGCUGAAACCUAUAAGGGGCUGCAGCUGGGCCCAAAUUGGAGUUAUGGAAGCUCUGGCUCAAAAGUCUCAAUGUGAGGCUGGGGGAACUGCUGGAACAAUGUCUUGCUACUAGCUCUAUUUCUUGUACCUGAUCCUCACCUUUGGAUUACUUGGACUUCAAACUGUCACUCAAGUUGCCUUUUGCCUGAGCCCUUGUUGGAACCUCUGCUUGCUUGGAAUUGGCCCUUGUACUGGCCUUGGAUGUUGCUGCUGGGGCUCAUGCCUUUCCUGAAGCCACAGUGUCUUACCUGGAGCUGUUGCCCCCAGUCCAGGAUGUGUGGAGGUGUAAGCCAUGAUGUGAAAGAAUGUUACUCUGUUCAAGCUGACAGGCACUGUUAUUUAUUAGUAAUUCAUGUGUUCCAAGAAUAUAAGUGAUAUUUAACUGUGGAUUUUUCAAGCCUAGCCCUUAUGCUUCCUUGCUUUUGAAAUAUAUCAGAAACUGGUGGGGAUAUCUCUACUGUAAUGCCUGCAGAGGAUGUUGUUUGCAUGAAUGUAGCAGACAUCAGGCAAUGGCUGGUGGACACUGAAGCACUUUUGUGAUAUUGGUAUACUGUGAUUUCCCUGUGUGUCUGAAGGAGGAGGUUGGCAUCCUCACAUGUCCUACCUUCAGAGAUCAACAAAUAGCAAACAGUUUGGGCUGCCUUAUUUUGAAAUAGAACUAAUUUUUUUUACAAGCAGCCCUGAUCCUGAUUCUCCUCUCAUGUGUAAGGAAUAAUUCCUGUCCAUAUUAAUACUCUGGUAAGUCGCAUCUCAAUACCUAAUUUUCUUAAGCUGGGAUCUGUUUCCCCAAAUGUUCAAAAUUGGGAGUCUGAAAUGUGUAUCUUGAAUAUUAAAACUUUUGUGUAAUUCAAAUAAUGACAGGAUUUGAACUAGUCAUGACUGUACACGCUGAAGGCUUUUUAUUUGUCUUUUUCACGAAGCAUUACAGUAUAUUGCAACCAGAUAUUUACAUCUUUCCCCACAAGUUUCUGGGUUUGAAUUUUGGAACCGAGAUUUUAUACUUGGCACCAAAGCAAUAUCCACCAUGUUCUAAUGUUCCAAGUGUCUCAUAUACAUGCCUAAGGUGCAUGCUGCCCUGGCUCCUGCUGGGAGGAAGGGCAGGAUAUAAAUAAAUAAAUAAAGCAAGCAAGCCAGGGGUGCCUACAGGAUAAGGUAUUUGCAUUGUGGAAAGGCAUCCAGAUGGCUGAAGCAAGUGAGAUGUGGUACUCCCCAAAGAGAGGAGAGCAAAGGCUUAGGAUAGAGACAUACUUAAUGUUGUGCCAGUUCCACUGUGUCUCCACCUGUUUUCUGAAAAUGGAGGCACAUGAUGCUAAUCAAACUCCUUUUUACUCUAAAACCUGAUCAGAUCAGCUUGAGUGCAUUUUUUAAAAAAAAAUCCACUUCAGACAGAUUUCACAACUGAUUGGUAGAUCAACCUGUUGCCCUUCCAGGUGUGGACAAUGGAAAUGCUUUACUGUAGGCUGAGGCCUACAGACAGUGAUUGGGCCAACACUUUGCUGUGGACAGUCCUGAAAGUUCUGAAGUCAGCAGUGGGGAAGGAAGGUGUGUCCAACCAAGGGCAGAGUCACUUCAAAAUGCAGCCAGAAAAACCAUUCUCAUGUUCCCACAGCCUUAGUGAUGAGAAAUGAGACAAUGCUGACAGCUAGCCUUAAUUUCUGUUUAAAAACAGAAUUGAAUAAAUAAAAUAAAUCCUAAAGCAUGAAAUGGAAUCUUUAUAUGGGAGAUGCAAUGUAAUACAAUUAAA